Molecule: messenger RNA, 1999 nt
Organism: Callithrix jacchus (white-tufted-ear marmoset)
Lineage: Eukaryota; Metazoa; Chordata; Mammalia; Primates; Cebidae
Gene: TTYH1
Product: tweety family member 1
Cellular component (GO): plasma membrane; smooth endoplasmic reticulum membrane
Molecular function (GO): volume-sensitive chloride channel activity; intracellularly calcium-gated chloride channel activity
Source: RefSeq, a predicted model, not a curated record
CGCUCCCGCUCCCCUGAGCCCAGCCAGACCCCGCGCCGCCCGCGCCCCGCUCGACUCCGGAGGCUUCCGCAGCCCCGGCGUCCGCCCCGCUGCCCCCUCCCCCGGGGGCCAUGGGGGCGCCCCCGGGCUACCGGCCCUCGGCUUGGGUGCAUCUCCUCCACCAGCUGCCCCGCGCCGACUUCCAGCUCCGCCCGGUGCCCAGCGGUUUCGCGCCCCAAGAGCAGGAAUACCAGCAGGCCCUGUUGCUGGUGGCGGCCUUGGCAGGCCUGGGCUUGGGCCUGAGCCUCAUUUUCAUCGCUGUCUACCUCAUCCGCUUCUGCUGCUGCCGGCCCCCCGAGCCCCCCGGGUCCAAGAGCCCGACCCCGGGGGGAGGCUGCGUCACCUGGAGCUGCAUUGUAGCCCUUCUCGUCGGCUGCACUGGCAUUGGCAUCGGUUUCUAUGGCAACAGUGAGACCAGUGACGGGGUGUCCCAGCUGAGCUCCGCACUGCUGCAUGCCAACCACACACUCAGCACCAUUGACCACCUGGUGUUGGAGACAGUGGAGAGGCUGGGUGAGGCAGUGAGGACAGAGCUGACCACCCUGGAGGAGGUGCUGGAGCCGCGCACAGAGCUGGUGGCUGCUGCCCGGGGGGCUCAGCUGCAGGCGGAGGUUGUGGCCCAGCAGCUGCAGGGGCUGGCCUUCUGGCAGGGAGUGCCCCUGAGCCCCCUGCAGGUGGCUGAAGAUGUGUCCUUCAUGGAGGAGUACAGGCCAACAUCGAAGAGUGUCCACGGGCCCGGCACGCUCUUAAGCACUCUAUCCACACAUCCCACUCGCGGCAGCACUCUCAAGCCAGUGCUGUUGUGCUCCGCAUGUUACAGGUGGCUGGCCUAUGUCCUCCUGCUGCUCCUGGAGCUGCUGGUCUGCCUCUUCACCCUCCUGGGCCUGGCGAAGCAGAGCAAGUGGCUGGUGAUUGUGAUGACAGUCAUGAGUCUCCUGGUUCUUGUCCUGAGCUGGGGCUCCAUGGGCCUGGAAGCCGCCACGGCCGUGGGCCUCAGUGACUUCUGCUCCAAUCCAGAUCCUUAUAUUCUGAACCUGACCCAGGAGGAGACAGGGCUCAGCUCAGACAUCCUGAGCUAUUAUUUCCUCUGCAACCAGGCCGUCUCCAACCCCUUCCAACAGAGGCUGUCUCUGUCCCAGCGAGCUCUGGCCAGCAUCCACUCCCAGCUGCUGGGCAUGGAGCGAGGAGCUGUGCGUCAGUUCCCUUCAGCGCAGAAGCCUCUUUUGUCUUUGGAGGAGACUCUGAAUGUGACAGAAGGAAACUUCCACCAGUUGGUGGCACUGCUGCACUGCCGCGGCCUGCACAAGGACUAUGGCGCAGCCCUGCGGGGCCUGUGUGAGGAUGCCCUGGAAGGCCUGCUGUUCCUGCUGCUCUUCUCCCUGCUGUCCGCGGGAGCGCUGGCCACUGCCCUCUGCAGCCUGCCCCAAGCCUGGGCCCUCUUCCCACCCAGUGACGACUACGAUGACACAGAUGAUGAUGACCCUUUCAACCCUCAGCAGGAAUCCAAGCGUUUUGUGCAGUGGCAGUCGUCUAUCUGAGCCCCUCCUCCCUGCUGGACUGGAGCCUGCCUCCCCUCUUCGUUCCUUCCCUGGCUGCCGGAGGAGACCCCACUAACUCAGCCUGCCUGGGCUCUGACCACUAACACUCUUGGCCACGGACAGCCCACACAGGACCGCCUCCCUGCCCCGGCCCCUGUGCCCCAAUCUCUGUCCUUGGCCUUGGGAGUAGCUGAGGGGGCAGACUAGGGAGUGUAGGGCUGGCAGGAGAGGGGGCAGAGAGUCUCAAACCCUUUACCUCGGCUGCCAGUCCCAUCCUUGGAGGGACUGAGCUGAGGGGAGGGGGACAUGAGUCCCCCUGCUGCCCCUGCCACGUCCCAGUGGGCUCUGACCUCCUGAUCUCAACUCGUGGCACUAACUUGGAAAAGGGUUGAUUUAAAAUAAAAGGGAAGACUAUUUUACAA